GGAACAAAACAAAAUCAAAACACUAUUUUGCCUGUCAAUUUUGACACAUGUUUUGACAAAAAAAAACACGGUCCUCUCCAGUCGUCGAAUCGAAGAACAUGGGUGUUUUAGCAGAGCUAGCUGGUGAUGAAAACAGCGGAGAAGGUGCUCGCACUUUUGUCUUUGAAGACGAAGGUCAUACGCUGGGAAAUGCCUUAAAAACAAUCAUCAGUCGAUAUCCUGAUGUUGAUUUCUGUGGCUAUACAAUUCCCCAUCCCACAGAAAACAAGCUUCACUUUCGCAUUCAGUCGCGAAAGAAUCGAGCAAUUGAUGUUCUGAAAAGAGGCCUCGAAGAUCUCGAUUCGCUGUGUGACUACACAAUUGAAACAUUCGAGAAGGAAAUUAAAGCUUUCAAUGAAAAUAAAGUUAUGAUUUAAUUCAAUUUUAAGAGUAAGUUAA
Messenger RNA from Episyrphus balteatus (marmalade hoverfly), 438 nucleotides. RefSeq names its product probable DNA-directed RNA polymerases I and III subunit RPAC2 (gene l(2)37Cg). Gene Ontology annotation, cellular component: RNA polymerase III complex; RNA polymerase I complex. The record is from RefSeq and is a predicted model, not a curated record. The transcript is spliced from 3 exons. Gene Ontology annotation, biological process: DNA-templated transcription. NCBI's taxonomy places the organism in Eukaryota, Metazoa, Arthropoda, Insecta, Diptera, Syrphidae. Gene Ontology annotation, molecular function: DNA-directed RNA polymerase activity; protein dimerization activity; DNA binding. The coding region runs from base 99 to 416 and encodes 105 amino acids.